AUGAGCAUAAGUAUCGGUAUUAAUCGUAAGAUUGAUUUCAGCAUACAUUACUGCCUCAACAUAAUGAAGCUCUGCAUCUUGGCCGUUGCUGUUUUCGUAGUUGCAGUGAGCGCUCAAGGUCCUCCACCACUUCCACCAUUCGUGGCCAACGCACCACCUGCCGUUCAGGCUGAAUUCAGACAGCUGGCAAAUGGCGCCCCAGACAAAACCGAAGCAGAAAUCGAAGCUCAGAUCGAGCAAUGGGUAGCUUCCAAGGGAGGUGCUGUCCAGGUGAAUUGA
Molecule: messenger RNA, 279 nt
Organism: Anisakis simplex (herring worm)
Lineage: Eukaryota; Metazoa; Nematoda; Chromadorea; Rhabditida; Anisakidae
Source: the annotation of a GenBank genome assembly